Molecule: messenger RNA, 636 nt
Organism: Miscanthus lutarioriparius
Lineage: Eukaryota; Viridiplantae; Streptophyta; Magnoliopsida; Poales; Poaceae
Source: the annotation of a GenBank genome assembly
AUGGCUCUGAGUGGUUGGCCGGAGGCUCGCAUGACGGCGGGCUCCGACCUGUCCAGCAACCCGGCGGCUGCGGUGGUCGGCCUGUCCGACCGCACGGCGAGGAGGCGGGGCAGGAAGCCCGGGCCCCGGUCCGACAACCCCGGAAUCAGCCAUGUGGAGGCCGAGCGGCAGCGGCGGGAGAAGCUCAACCGCCGGUUCUGCGACCUCCGGGCCGCGGUGGCCACGGUGUCCCGGAUGGACAAGGCGUCCCUGCUCGCCGACGCCGCCGCCUACAUCGCCGAGCUGCGCGGUCGCGUGGAGCAGCUGGAGGCCGAGGCCAAGCAGCAGGUCGCGGCGAGGAAGCUGGGCGGCAACCCCGCCAUGUGCCCAGCCUCUGGGGGGUUCGAGGAGAAGCUGGAGGUGCGGAUGGUCGGGCGCCAUGGGGCGGCGGUGCGCCUGACGACGGCCUCGACACGCCACGCCCCCGCGCUCCUCAUGGGCGCGCUGCGGUCGCUGGACCUGCCCGUGCAGAAUGCGUGCGUGAGUCGCGUGGGAGGCUCAGCCACGGUGCAGGACGUGCCCGCCGCGCUGCAGGACGAAGGCUGCCUCCGCGCCGCGCUGCGCCGCUGCUCCACGUCCUGCAGCAGGACGAGAUGA